AUGAGGUAUGCGCGGCAUGUGUCCCCGCUUUUCACGAGCGCGGCGUUUGUCAAAACGCUCACGUUUCCCGCGCUUCCGGUCGGCGGCCAUUUUGAAAAGAUGCGCUUCCGCCGUCCGGCGGCGUUGCUGCCCUCUAAUUCGGAAGCUGCGGCGCGGCCGGUUCCGGCGCAAAAUGCUAAGAAGGGAAGGAGGUCUCAAGUCGACCGUAUAUUUGGUAGGGCCACGCAGCCGCCUUGGCUGUUGCACGAAUGGGCAGGCUCGUCCGGCACGCCGAAGACGGCGGGAAAAAAGCGCCAAGUAGAA
Iphiclides podalirius (scarce swallowtail) is the source of this 303-nucleotide messenger RNA. The record is from the annotation of a GenBank genome assembly. Lineage: Eukaryota; Metazoa; Arthropoda; Insecta; Lepidoptera; Papilionidae.